Molecule: messenger RNA, 9982 nt
Organism: Daphnia magna
Lineage: Eukaryota; Metazoa; Arthropoda; Branchiopoda; Diplostraca; Daphniidae
Exons: 7
Coding region: 839-9880 (3013 amino acids)
Biological process (GO): protein targeting; protein import
Cellular component (GO): membrane
Molecular function (GO): ATP binding; ABC-type protein transporter activity
Source: RefSeq, a predicted model, not a curated record
UUUUAUGGCUUGAUUUUAAAAUUCCACAGAUAGUAAAAAAAAAAUAAAUAAAGCCUGACCACCGAUGUUUUUAACGAAUUAUUUUCCUUUAGUUUUUCGAGAAACCGCUUUACGUAAAAAUGGCUGAAGUAUGUAAUAAGCAGACGAAAAGCCAACAGCAGUUGGCCAUGAUUGUUUACGUUUUGCGAAUCUAGCUGUCGUCCUUAUUGGCUUAGUCGUGAAAAAAUUAGUUUAUUUUUUUCUUUUACAACCGUUUUUCAACCCUUUCUUCUCUGUGACCUUGGAGAAAUACUGGAUACGCAACUUCAGGCUAUCGCUGAACAUAAAAUUUAUUCCGUCUUGUUGGUUUUGUUUUUUCUUCCUAAAGGUAUCGACAAAAGCAAAAUAUGCCUGCAAGUCGAAAACAACUCUUUUCAAUGUCCACGUCGUUUAUCUGUUGCCAUGCAAAAGAGAAUAAUUUAAGAAGUAGACUUUGUAGCGAAAAAAGAAAAGAAGUGAUAUCGUGUCCAUUUCGGGAAAAUUCAAUCGAUCUCAAGUUCCUGUGACAUCUCUACGCUUUGGCUUCAAGGUUAGAAAAACAAGUCCGCCAGUGACGUUUUAACUUCAGUCGGGAGCAAAAACUUCGUCUGGACGCAACCCUUUUUCAUGAUUGCAAAACAAACAUCUGUAGUGGUUGGAGCCCAAAGCUCAACGUGACCCAUUUUUACGUACUAAAAUUCAACAUCUUGAGUCUCAGUGCACUUCGAUACCAAUAAAAAAAACAAAAAAAACACUUACUUGCGUUCAGCGAGUUUAACGACGAUUCACAGUUCAUUCGCCAACGGCUAAACGAUUUCCAAUGGACGAGAAAAAUUCCACUGAGAGUUCCAAUGUCCCAACACCCAAGUCACUUAACAACAGCGAUGACGUCAUUGAGGAAAUCAGAAGUUGGAUUCAGUUGGACGUCAAAUCGAAAUUCCUCGAAGAUGCUGUCAAAUUCAUCGAGUCGGUUGUGGUACGACAUCUUUCUUCUUUGGAAAAUACUGUAGUCGAGAGACUAUACGUUAAAGUCGUACUGGAAAUGUGGCUGAGAAAGAGUUUAGGAAAGACUGUCGAUUACCUCAAUGAUGAAACGACCGACAUCAGUGUCGAAAUGCCCACUUUAUUGAAAGAAUUAAAUUCCAUCAAUUCAUUUGAAGAUAUUGGCCUCAAAUUGAACGAAACGACAUGCCAGUUGACAAACCUAUGCGACACAGGAUGUCAAUAUUUGAAACUAAUCCUCGAUCAGGUGGAUCUUUUCAAAAACACGCCCCGUUUCUCGGUUCUUGUCGCCAGUUUUAUCAAGCAGUUUAAAGCGUCUUGCGUUGACAAAGUCUUUUCCAGGUGUCUGGAUGACGUCGCUAAAGAUCACAUGAACGGCAAGAGAAACUGGAAAUUUAUUGUCGCACUAAAUGAAGUUUUACAAGUCGCCACUGAAGACGUAGCAAUGCAAAAUGUUUUGGAGGAAAUUUUCACGGGAAAGGACGUCAAGAACUUCGAUGAAGUAAGCGGGCAGGAGUUGAUCAACAAACUGGUGGAGAUAUUUUCAAGCUGCAGUGAUGCAACUAAAAACGAAUCAUCAGAAUGGGUAAAUAAGCUCAAAUCCGAAAAAGAAUGGACACGGAAAUUGCAAGUUUUGGUCAAAGAGACGUGCAAGGCCUUCCUGUUACCUAAAACGACGAUCAAAGUGGAAUAUGGAAGAAAAGUCAUCUUGAUUAAAGGUGUUUCUGUAUUUGUCAGCAAAAUGAUUGCAGAAAUGAAACGAUUGAAGGACAACUAUCCGGAAGUGCAAGAAAUCCAGAUUGUCGGACUGUCAUCCGUUCACGUCGAUUGGCACCUGGAGAACGAAACCUGGCACGGAACGAACGUGGGAAUCGUUACUGAUAAAAUUUUCGUAGACUACGAAGUUUGCCGAAUUGCCCAGACAUAUAACGCACAAGAGAAAGAAGAAACUACCGAGUCAAAGGAGGCUAAUCAUUUUGUGGACGAUUUCUGCGUCUGCUGGGAUGUCUCGGGCAAGAACGGAGAACCAGGUCAGCCGGGUAAGAGCGGCGGCAACGUGACCAUCAUUUGUAACGAGAUGAUUGACGCCGAACGAUGGCAGAUAAUCUCUGAUGGAGGCAAAGGAGGUGAUGGACAGAACGGCACUAAUGGGAAAAGCAAACCAGACAAAAAGGCCAAUAAGUGGUCAAAAGAAUAUUUCAAUCAACUGUUUCCUUCCAUGUCCAUGUUCGAAACGGGAGAACAGGCAGAUGGCAAAUUUCCAGCUGAUGCAGUUAAGAUCGUUUUGACGACGCUAAACGACUUGUUGCCCGUUGGAACUCGAGAAUCUGGAAAAGACAUCCGGCCAGGCUACCGAGGUAAUUUUUUCAUCGAAGGCACUGCGAAAGACGGUAGUACGAUCAGCGUGUCGUUCUAUCAGUCCAAGACAAAACGACACACACUCAUCUUCUGCCAAGGAAGCAACGUCGAACAAGGUGGGUCUGGAGGCACCAUCGUUUUUGAAUUCAUGACCGAAGGAAAAAACUCGAUUGCAACACAAUCUGGCGUUCCGGUCAUUGGUAAGGAAAAUCGUCGACCGAGGGCUGUGCGGAUGGGUGUCUACGAAGCGAUCGGUUCUGAUGGCGUAAUGGGAACACCUGUUGGUGAUGUUGGUUUCAUCCACAGGCUAGACACAUCUGAGCCAUCUGCAAACCAAAAUCUGACAGGUCAUUACAUUGGCUUCGAAAAUGAUGUUAGCCUUCGAAUGAAAUUCACCCGUACGAAACCUGCAAGGCAGCCAAAUAAUGCUGAUAAUUAUUACGUCAAACUAAAAAAAGGAGAAUAUGCGUCGAUUGAUUACCCUAGCCUAUCCCCAUCCGACCAAGUCAAGUCCAUACGUUCGACAGUGGAAAAUGCCACGAAAAAGAAGGCCAUCGUACGCCAAAGCCUCGCCCAGCAUGUUGUUCAAGUGGACGAGCGGAGGCAGAUGACACAAUGCCUUCAGACAAGAUUAUCCACCAACUGGGAGGAAGAACGAAUGACAAACAAUGUCGACUUUUUAGUCAGUCAAAUGGAAGACAAAGAAACUCAGCUUAAUCAGUUAACGUCGCAGUGCAGUCGGGGCCUUGAGAACGUUGCAUCAACAAGAUUUGUUAAACCGGCAUUGAAAAAGAAACUGGACGUGAAGAGCGUUUCAGACACCUCUCGUUCAUUGGUGGGUGGACGAUCAGUUGGACGUCGUCCAGUUGAUUUCCGGCAGAAACCUCCUGUCGACGUUCGAUGCCUCGACAUGCUGCCAACAAUGAGCGGUGUCGAUAGCGCUGUACACAGCAUUUUUGGCGAAAUGAAUUCAAACGGGUCGUAUGUUUGCAAUAACGUGAAAAUGUUUCGCCAACAUGUUGCCACAUUCAUUAGGCAAAAUGCAACAGACCCUGGAACUCUGGAAACAUCAAACCAAUCUGAAUCGGCAAAACUCAUCCGAAAAAAGGAAAAUCAUGUCAAAGUCUCGGCUUUCGUCAAGCAGUUUAAACUACGUGUACAAAAGAGCGAUGCACCAUCAGAAUGUCCAAAAUUAUUUGAAGAAUACGCCAAGUUUGUUGAGACACCAUCGAACUCACUGGAAUCGGCUGAAUUAGAAAUGCUAGCAAUCAUCCAUCGCAUGUCCAUCCACGUUUACAACGAUCAAUUAUCAUCCUUCAAGUACAAGGAAACCUUGAAUCCUGACACUGAAAACAAGCACUAUAUUCUUGAUUACGGAAACGGAGAAUGGCAGCGAGUCGAACCCUAUAUAAUGGUGAACAAUUUCUGCGAGAAAAUUGAUGGGGACCUUUUUGAAUAUCAACCCAUUCAAAGCAAUUACUUCCGCAAAUUCUUGGACCCUCUUGAAAAACACGGCGCUAACCGACAGGUUAUCACUUCGAUGAAGAAGCUGAACCCUGAAAACGGUGAUACACCGGAUAAAUUGUUUCAAUUGCUUUUGGAACGUUUCUGUGUAAACGACGAAAAUCUGAAACAAAAAAAUUUGAACAUAAAAUUGAUAGAUAAACAUUCAACCGAUCUUGACUGGUUGGCUGAAUGGAUAGUCGAACACAACAAUCGAAAUCUCAGUCCCAUCUUCUACUUGAAUAUCGUCAAAAAUAACUUAACCGUCGAAUGGAAAUGCGAAUGUUUAAUGCUUGAAAUUUUCGAUCGAUUCGUUCAAGAGUCUUUAAACAUUGAUUCAAUCAGUAAAAUACAAGGUAAGUUAAAUAAAAUAGCAAAGGGAAUGCCAUCUCUAGUGCCUAUAUUGCGAAAAUUGGUUGCCGCAUCCGACAGCUGUUUCGCGUUACAGCCCCAGAAUUUGUUGCGGCUUUUAAAAACUAUAGCAAAAGACUGCGGACAAAGUGAUGGAAUUACAAGACAACAAUGGCCGGAGCUUCAAGAACUGCCUCUCAGCGAUUGGUAUUACCAUUUAAGAAGCAAAGUGUGGGAAAAGAAACUCAAUCGGCUGCCCAACAGCGAUUCAAGUACUCCAAAAGAAGAUAAGAAACUCAGGAAUGAGGCCGUUUAUAUGUUACUGGAACUCGAAUUCGAAAACGACGAAAAUUAUUGUGACAAGUUAUUAAAAAAGACUGUGGACUUAAAGAAGGCCGUUAUUGUUUUGCGAAAUGAUAUGCAUCUGGGGGCGAUUCCUAACCAAGAAUAUGACGGAGUAAACAAACUGCAUAUAGAAAACAAGACGGAACAUAUACAAACGUAUGACGAGCGACUCGUUACAAUGAGGUUUCCUACGAUGUUGAACGACGUGAAAAAGAAGGUGGAGGAAUCUAAAUUCAUGUCAGACCAAAUGAAAGAAUUUGACGAACGAAAAUACAAGCUGGCCGAGGAAAGAAUACGCAAAUUGAUCAAGCAAUGGCAGAGAAAUGGUUUGAAUCUUAAUGAUAAUAAGUCAGCUGCCGAUUUUGUCUUUGUCUACGAUUACGCCGUACAGAAAACGUGUACGAAGGAAGGAGACAAACAAACAUUCCAACUACGCGACAACCAGAGAGUGACGAUCAUGACAUUGCUGAUAUCCGAAAAUAAAACCACGUUUGCACAAGUGUCAACUGGUGAAGGGAAAUCGCUCAUCGUCACGGGUGUCGCAAUCGCAUUUGCCCUUUGUCAAAACGAAAAAAAAAAGACGAAGAAAAUCGAUGUUAUUACCAGUAAUGACAUGCUGGCUCGCCGUGAUUCUACGCUAUCGGUGGCCGAUGGUGGACUACGGGAUCUUUACGAAUAUUUUAAUGUAAGUGUAGCCAACAAUUGCAGCCGAUGGAUGGACGAACGAACGCAAGCCUACAAUGCAGCUGUUGUUUAUGGGCAAUUGGCCAAUUUCCAGCGAGAUUACUUGCUGGAUAAAUUCUACGGUCAGAACAUCCGAAGCGACCGAACCAUGGACGUUGUCGUCAUUGAUGAAGUCGACUGCAUGAUGCUCGAUCGCGGUAACGAUACGCUUUACCUAUCGCACGAUAUCCCUGGCAUGGAGAUGCUCGAAUCUCUUUACGUUUUCAUUUGGGAAAAGAUACGCAGUUCUUCCAUCGGAUUGGAUAAAUUGACGAUAAGGGAAUCCGUGAAAUCAGCCGUUCUCUACGACCUUUACGGUGCUAUAACCAAAGGCGAUUUAGAAUCGAUUCACAACCCAUUGAAGGACCAACCAUCGAAAAAGAAUGCGCUCUGGGAUCACUUAAUUGAAACAAAAGUAAUCGACCCACAAGGACGUCUGUGGAUGGAAGACAAGGUUAAAGACAUCAACUUUGAACCGGAAAUGAAUCCCAAAAUUAUCUUCUAUCUCCAUAGUGUGGCGAACCGCGAGAGGAGUAUUCGAAUACCUGAACAUUUAACGUCCUUUGUCGAUCGUAAUCUUGACACGUGGCUGGACAAUGCCAUGCAAGCACUGGAACUCAAACGCGACGAGGAUUAUGUCGUCGAUCAAGACCGAACAAACACCAGCCCAGAUCUUAAUCCUCAGGUGAUAAUCAUCGACCAAGACACGGGGAUGGACCAGAACUCCUCGCAAUGGGACGGAGCACUGCAUCAAUUCAUUCAGCUAAAGGAAGGCUGCAAAUUGACGUCACAAAGUCUAAAAGCCAUUUUCGUUUCUAAUGCGGCUUACAUCAUGGCUUAUAAAAAGGUGGUAGGCGUUUCGGGCACGUUGGGAUCCAAAUCAGAAGGAAAUUUCAUGUAUAAAGAAUACGAUAGUCUUCGGUUUGUCAUACCAACAGCUUUCCAGAAACGUUUUUACCUGAAGCUAACGCAAAUCCUUGAAUCAGAAGACCAAUGGCUGCAGGCCAUCGUUAAAGAAACACAACACGUUAUUCUUCCUGACGAUGAAUCUAAAGCUCGCUCUUUUGUCAUCUUUUGUAAAUCAAUCAAAGAUGUGAAUGUUAUUCAUCGUUACCUGAAAAAAGAAUUGGGAUCGAAACUCAAUGACAACCACAUCCAUUGCUACACACGCGAUUAUGAAAAGUUUGCUUUCGAAGGUAAAUCACUUGAAGUCGGUCACGUGAUCAUCGCCACUAACUUGGCAGGCAGAGGCACAGAUAUCAAAAUAAGCGAUCAAUUGAAAGUAAACGGAGGUCUACACAUUUGUCUGACUUUUUUGCCGAAAAAUGAGCGGGUUGAAGAGCAGGCGAUGGGACGUUCUGCUAGAAAUGGAGCACCAGGAAGCGGAAUCUUCAUCUUGUACGAAGAAUCCAAAACAGGAAAGAAAUGGGGCGUCGGAAAAUGGUUAAGCAUGAAGGAGGAGCGUCAGUGGAAAGAGAAACAACGGAUAUCCUGUUUGGAAGAAGAUUUCGAGACCACGGAACGUGAACAAAAGUUAAUUAAAAAUCUGUGUAAGUAUUACACUGAACUGAUGCAAGAACUGAAAAACCAAAAACGUGGAGGUCAGGAAACGAAAACAAUCUGGGACAGUGUACUGGACAAAUGGGUUUUAUGGCUUGACGAAAGCCAUUUGAAAUCAUUUUUGUAUUCCUAUAAUGUCGAUUUCUUCCGCACUUUUUACGAUGAUAUUGGCCUGCCAGAAAACAACACGUCAAACUUUAGUUGGAUGACUCCAGGUCGAUCUGUCGCCAUGGCAAAACAUCUGGCUCUGCAAAAAUCAUCGCUUUCGGAGGCAGGUGAAAUUCUGAAACGAGUCAUUGAUUCAAAGGACGGCGAUUUUUAUCCGGCUGCUUAUUACUACUUUGCUUUCAUUUUAAUUCAAGAAGAUAUUAAGGGAAACAAAACAAAAUUCAUUCAAACCUUACGAAAAUGCGAAACUAUUUUGAACAACGACAUAGACAUCCACUUGUCCUUUUACCGAAAAGUUAACAGCAAUGCAACGCCUGACCAAGUCCCAUCGUUCUGCGUCGUCGACGUAUACAAACAACAAAAAGACAAUAUCGUGAAAAUUCUGGAAUAUUUCAUCGGUUCCGUUCGAGCUCUACUGGGCAACCAUUAUUGCUCAGCUUCUAAUCUAAAGGAAGUUGGAAAAGAAGAAAAAAAAGAAAAAAACCUUUUUAAAAAAGCUGAAAUAUUCUUUAAAAAAAAAGAUUUUGGGCGAGAGAGUAAACCUAAACAAGAACUUCAAAUUUGUCCCGAAAGAGCGGAAAAACUGUUUCAGUUAUUGGUAGAAAAAAAGUGCAUCACCUGUCGGCUCAAUGACAUCGAUGCAAUCCCUAAUAGGGACGCUAUCAUUGAGCAGGUAGCCAACGAAUACGGAAUCCAGAACCUGAUGAAACAUUUAGAGUUCAUUCCAUUAGGGGAGAAUUUGACUGAGAAGGAGAUUGAAAAAAAACUCAAAAACGAAAAUUUGAUCCCAUGCACGAGAAAGGCGUUCUGGGCGGAACUGAAGAAUGAAGGUGCACUAGAAGCGGUGAAAGGUGGAUUGUGCUCUCAGAUGAAAUGCGUCAUCAUGUUGGAAUCCGAAUGCAAUGUCGAACCAAGUAAACCGAACAGCCAAAUACUCGAUCGAGAUAAACGGAUCAAAAUUGAAGACUUUCAGUUUGGAUUGGAUUCUUUCGAUCACAAAAACAACUGUCUGAACGUGUUGUAUAAUCCAAUUUACGACAGCAUGAGUGACUUAUUGAAGCAGAAAAAAAUCAUGUUCAGCAAACAGUACGUUAUUAAACAACUCGGCGAAGAAGAGUAUCGACGCCGCAAGGAGAAAUUUGAAUCCAAUCAAAUUGCACAGCUUAACCUCAUCAAACUCAAAGAACUUAAAAGUGUCAGUUUGAAAUUUUCUGGCCCAUUGGGGAAGCAUGAUUUGGAGCGAAUCAACAUAAAUUCUAGUGGCGAGCAGGAUGGCGUUUGGAAUGCGCUAGUUGAUCAGAAAAUCAUUGAUUCAAAUGGCAAAUUGUCGUCCAACUUCCAAAAAUUCAGCUAUCCCGAGUGUCCUGCUUAUGAGGAACCUGUCAUGCGUGUCAUUGGUAGAAUUUUCGUCGCUGAAAUAGUUAAACGUCAAUGGCUAAGGGCUGCACAAGAUCCCAACUGCUUGAAAGCAAUAAAUUUAUUGCCGUUAAAACCCUAUCUAGAUUUACUUGGCGAUUUGAUGGCUGCCCACGUUAUCUCUGGUGCGCGAGUGACGGAGGAUGCAAAACUUAUCGAAGACAGUACUAAAGAAAUUGAAGACGAAGACGAACGCGAAUGUGUUCUGAAGUUUCUGAAAAGCCGCCAACCUGUUUAUGUUCCUCGGAUGAAAAAAUAUGACAUUUAUCUUGAUCUGAUCGAAAUGGAUAUUCGAAGGAUUCCAAACACUAACAGUAUUUCCUCAGAGCUCCACAUCUUUGACCUCGUAGGAUUCAAUCACGUCAUUGACAUUAAGGAUCGAGAAAGGUCCUGGAAGUCAUAUUUGGGAGCAACAUUUGUCGGUGCUGUUGGUUUAGCUUCGAUUGGUGUUGGAAUUUUCCUGAUUCACGGAAAAAUGCUAUCCUGUGAAUUUUGCAAGAACUUAUUGUUAAUGGGAGGAGUGUCAGACAUUCUGUACGCCAUCACGAUUAUCCUGGCACACAGCAACUUCACGUGGUCCGAUUACACUCGUCAAAGGCUAAGGAGUGCCAUGGGAAAAACGGAACCAAUUGAAACGAUUAAAGCCAUUUUCAAAUUAUAUAGUUCAUCUGAAAACGCUGAGUUCCGAGAGGCAAUCAAAUUGGCCGUCGGUUUGGAAAGGUGGAAACGACAUGGCAGAGUCCAAAUAAAUUGGGAAAGUGAAGUAGCUAAGACUGUUGAACGUAUUGGAUUGAGCAACCAACAGACCGCGUUUAACUUUCACGCCCAACUACAUUAUCUUCUACAAGAUUUGGGAAUCUUUCUUCUUGGAAAAAUAAAGAAAUACGCCACAAAAAUUCAACAGAAGCUGACCGAAUUGAACGAGUGGCGCCGACUCGAAAUACCCCAAUCUUUCGUCAGAGAGAAGGUGAAUCAACUCAUUUCUAAUUGGACAAUAGACGGUGAAAGAUGGGUCUGUGAUAUCGUCGUCGCCAUGAAUUUGAAACUGAAUGAGAUUCAUAAGAGCCUUCAACGAGCGGCAGGAAUUCCGUUGACACAAGAAAUAGCUGAUAGAGGGAUCCGCGUGAUGGAACCGAUUUUCAAAGACUACGAGGUGCGAAUGGGAUUGAUACGCAUCUUUGUCACACGUAUUCGCGAAUUUCUAUUAGACCUGGAAAAUCAUGUCAAUCCAUCAAGAGCUAAAGACAUAGAAGUUGGAGAAUUUAAGCGUUUCCAGAAAAAGACGAUGGCUAACAUGGAAUCUGAACUUGGAAGACAAAUGGAAAAGAUUCUGGACUUGUUGAUGCAGAAAAUUCAUCGUGUCGCCUCCGACCAAGUCUCAAAUCUAGCGAAUAUUAAUUCCGAAAUAUUCACCACUUUUUUGCAGUUAAUUUAAACGAAGUUGAAAAUUCGAUUAUUUUUUCAAAUUUUACGUAUGCAAAUUUAACGUGUUACAAUGUAAAUCUGUGCAGGGUUCUAUAAACUUAGUAUACUGUGA